Messenger RNA from Tachysurus fulvidraco (yellow catfish), 3177 nucleotides. RefSeq names its product synaptophysin-like 2a (gene sypl2a). Lineage: Eukaryota; Metazoa; Chordata; Actinopteri; Siluriformes; Bagridae. The record is from RefSeq and is a predicted model, not a curated record. Gene Ontology annotation, cellular component: synaptic vesicle; synaptic vesicle membrane. The transcript has 6 exons. The coding region runs from base 131 to 832 and encodes 233 amino acids.
CUCUCUCUCUUUUUCUCCCUCUCUUUCUCUUCGUCACCCCGGAUUGUCAGCAUUUUUACUUCCUUUUAUCUAACUGCCGUGACUUGGCUUUAACGCAGAGUCAGUUCGAUCAGCCGAUAACUAUUAAAUCAUGGAGUUUCUUCAGAAACUGCUGACGGGUUUCAAACUUGACUUGGGACCAUUAAAAGAGCCGCUUGGAUUUAUUCGCCUUCUGGAGUGGCUCUUCUCCAUCUUCGCCUUCGCCACUACUGGCGGAUACGUGGGGUCCCUGGCCAUGAUGCUCAACUGUCCAGAUAAAACUAAACAAGAAAUUACCGCACAUUUCGGCUAUCCGUUCAGACUUCCAAGUCAACCAUUUAACAUCCCGAGCUGCAAUUCCAGCCAACCCGCCAACGUCACCUAUCUGAGGGGUGACUUCUCGUCCUCCGCCGAGUUCUUUGUGUCUGUGGGCGUCUUUGGGUUCCUGUACUGCACCUUCACCCUCAUUCUGUACCUGGGCUACCAGCACAUCUACAGGGAAACCACCCGAGGACCCAUUGUUGAUCUGGUUUUGACUGGGAUCUUUGCGUUCCUGUGGCUGGUCUCGUCCUCUGCGUGGGGAAAAGGACUGACUGACGUGAAAUAUGCCACCAACCCCGAUACGUUGCUCGAUUACUGCAGUCCAAAGUGUGAGACCAUGCUCCACCCUGCCAUGGGACGCCUUAAUUCCUCUGUGGUCUUUGGCUUCCUCAAUCUCAUCCUGUGGGCAGGAAACUGUUGGUUCAUCUAUAAGGAGACUCCGUUCCACAAGCCUGCUCAGCCUUCCAACAUGGAGCAGGGAGGCAGCUCCUAAUCUUGAUAUUCAGACUCCACCCACUUCAUUCAGGCCAAUCAGAAAUUAGAGUAAGCCACUGCGGGUUCACGCGGACUCGUCCUAAAGUAAAGUAAAGUCUGAUACAGGUGCUCCGGGCCGGCUGCUGUUUUCCUUACGCAGAACGUUCAUUCGGACUGUUCGGCUUUGGGUUUAAGCAGAAAGUGUCCGCUUCUGUCGCGUUGCCUGGUGCAGGUGUUAUCUACGUCCCAUAAAUUGUUUUGUGUCGUUACUAAUCGUUUCUCGUUCCACUUGUAUACAGUUGAGUGCAAAAAAUAUAUAUAUAUUUUUGUCUACACGUUCCUUCAUCCCAUAAAUAACAAACGGUAUGUUUGGAUAUUAUUAGUGAAAAAAAUAUCGAGUAUAAAAAUUAGUAAAAAAAAAAGUUUUUCUUUAAUUGUGAUAUAAACAGACAUUCUCUAAUAACUCUGUUUAAGUAUGUUCAUCCUGUAGCUUUAACAAACCUUUAAUAAAGUCUAAGGAGCCUUUUUUCUAUUCACUUAUCCUGAGGUGCCAAUAUUUAGCCAUAUUUACAAUAUUUCAUCUUUUCAUCAAGUCGGGUGUGGUCGGUGUAAUUAGUGCCUUUUCGUGACGCACUAACUCUUUCGUAUGUUUGGAUACUUCGUGUCAUCGGUGUUGGCAUCUCUGUAUCUCCAUUCGAUCUCAGCCAAAUCUCUGGGUGAAUCUUUACUUGUUUUUCUUUUCAAAAAUGAGUUUUAGUUCGGUCUCAAGUUUGAGAGGAUCUUCACAAAACUAAUUUAAUUCGAUUUGGGUCUGUUUCGGGUUGUGUUUCGAUUGUAUUUUAUAAAUGAUGGGGAGUGCAAACUUUUGCACUCAACUGUAUUGCACUUAGAUUAUAGAUAAACAUGCGUUUAUCACACACACACACACAAAUACAUAAUAUUUACAUACACAUAAGCCAACGAUGGACUUGUGUUUCAUGUAUAAACCACUUUUUUUUUCUUCUUCUUCUUCUUCACAUUUGACAAAAUUUGCUCUUUUCUUUUUGUACCAGCUUCAUGAUUUAGAAACUCGCACACUAAACAAAACGUGCCUUCCGUAUAUAUACGUGCACUCAGACGUUAUACACUUCAUCAUAUUCUGGAUGGUUUUUGGACUGUAUCUAUUUUAGAUCUACACAAAGUGCCUCAAUUGAUGGAUCCAUUGUCCCUCUGGGGCUUUAAAUAAGAAUUUGAGGUUAUGAUACAGAGACAAGUCUCCGGCUCUUCGUACACUUUCCUGCUGCGUUGUGUUCACUGUAUUUAAGCUGUAAGCGUUUUAUGGUGUGAUGCCGAAAGAUCAAUGACUUCGGGCUAAAUGAUUGUUCUGAAGGGAAAAAAACCAGAACCAUUUAACACUAAUUUCCUUUUUUUUUUUUUUUUUUUUUUUUGUUAAAUGCUUGUUCCUGUUGAUUAAUCUCAGGAACACGAUCGUACGUUUUCCUACGUAGUUACCGUCGAGCAGUCGGAAUCUUGUUCAUGCUUUCAGUGUGCACGUUUCGUACAUUUUAUAUGAUCUUACGUGAUACGAAAAUCUCAAAUCUUUUUCGUAGGUCACGCCUCUCAAACAUAGAAACGCUUGAGAGCAGGCAUGCGCUGAUUUAUAAUCUGCUCAUAACAAUAACAGCCUUGAUUCUUUUGAUGAUGUUAUAUUUGACCUGAUGUUAUGAUCAGAGUUACAGUAAAAAAAAAAAGAAUUGCAAGAAAACACUGGGGUCGUGACGAUCAUUUUACACUGGUGUGAUAUGUUGCAGAUUUACUGGCGCAUGCCUCUUUGUGUCAUCAUGAGAUCAUUUACGGUCUUGUAAUUGUUGUUAUGAUACCAUCAAUGGGGAAUAACAUGAUUUACACAUCACACUUUCAUUUCUGGAUUUUGUUUCUUCUUAUUUAAGUAUAUAUAUAUUGAUGAUUUGGCUUCUUCCUUGUGCUCAUGCAAUAGGAAAGCCUUAAAAACACUGUGCCUUAAUCCCUAAUCAUAGCGUUUUAUAUUCCAAUUUGAGGUUUGUCAUUAACGGUAAUUAACAUAAUGACACGAAUAGUGGCAGAGAUAGAGCUCCAUUCUGUGUUAGCAAUGUUUGAACGCAGCACAUGUGCCUGUUUUCAUAUAGCUCUCUGAUGUUUUAAUACCACCUGGAUAGACUUUCGCUUAAAUGCCUUUUGUUUUCUCUCUCUCUUUCUUUAAACAGGUCGGUAAAAUACACUGUUCUUACACUGUCAUUUAAUGUAUUUCAAAAACACAUCCGUUGAAUUUGCAUUUUGCAGUUUUUUUGUGUGUUUUUUUUUUUUUGCAUUGUCUGUUUUGUAAAGUAUUAAACGAAGAGAGCUUCA